UGUCAUAUGUCAUUGUAUGAAGUGUUAAAAAAUAAAAUUGUUGUUGAUGAUUGGUCUGUAUGUAUAGAGAAAUUUGUUUUUCUACAGGAAUUGAAUAGGCAAUAAAAUAAAAUGAGACUCACAAAAGUACAGUUAACAAUUUCAUCUUAUAUCUUUUUCCUUGUACUAUUUGGAGUUAUAUCCAGUAGUUCUCGAGCCGAAGAUGUACCAUUAUCCAAGCUUAGUCAAAAUGUUGGUACUCCAACCAUGAAAUUCUUAUAUUGCUACUCAUGUGGUUAUAAGAAAAUGUUCGAUCAAUAUUCUGCUCUUAUAAAUCAGAAGUACCCCUAUAUUCUUGUUGAUGGAAUGAAUUAUGAUCCUCCCGGAUUGAAUAUGUUAUUAGCCAGAAUGUUGGGAGGAUUGAAGAUGAUUAUUAUUCUGUGCAUACUGGGUGGUAUCAACAUUUUUGAAUAUGUCAAUCAACCAAGGCCUUCUUGGUGGGUGUGGUGUACAGAAAAUAAAUUAUAUGCCUGCAUGAUGUUGUUUUUUCUGAGCAACAUAAUAGAAGGGCAGCUUAUUCAGUCUGGAGCAUUCGAAAUAACACUGAAUGAUGUUCCAGUUUGGUCCAAAUUAGAAACGGGCCGUAUUCCGCAACCUGCAGAAUUAUUUCAGAUUAUCGAUAGUCAUAUGCAAUUUGGCAAUAAGAUAGAAUUAAAUAAUUUUGCUAAAUAAUUUAGCAAUCUAGAUUUCAAUAAAUUUCUGUAAUAAAUGUACAUUGUAAAAUAUAAGACACAUUUUAAUAAAAGUUUAAGUAUA
Molecule: messenger RNA, 795 nt
Organism: Leptinotarsa decemlineata (Colorado potato beetle)
Lineage: Eukaryota; Metazoa; Arthropoda; Insecta; Coleoptera; Chrysomelidae
Gene: SelT
Product: Selenoprotein T
Biological process (GO): cell redox homeostasis
Cellular component (GO): endoplasmic reticulum membrane
Molecular function (GO): thioredoxin-disulfide reductase (NADPH) activity
Source: RefSeq, a predicted model, not a curated record